AUGUCCUUAAACGAUUUCAGUAUCGGAAGCAGUAGCCGUGGCUAUGGCCAAUUUGACAAGUUUGGUCAACCUCAAAGGCAGAGUUAUGGCGGAGGUCAGCCUCGAACACACCAACAUGGCUCAGGUGGGAGUACCAUAAAGCUCCCUCCUGUAAGCCUGACCGAUACUCCAUCACCAUAUCCGACGAAUGACAACCCUCUACCACCAUUCAGCUCCUUCCAGAUAACAGCUGCUCAACCAUCGUAUCAUUCAGCGCGGGCCUCUAGCACUACGAGCUUAAGAUCGCCAGGUAGUUCCAACGUUCCUGCCACUCACUCGCAUUCUGUUACGACUAUUCAAUCACAGCACUAUCCAAUUUCCGAACCAAGAGUUCGUGAGGCUUCUUACCCUUUGAAUGAUACACAACGCUUCCAAGAAUCUGGCAGUCGAAAUUACCGACUCCUAGCUCCAAGUCAACGAUCCACUAUGAAGCAUAGAGGCAAGGAGAGCACAGAUUCCAUGCAGCACUUUCCGGCUGGUGUUCCGACUUCAAUGCAGAGCUCACCUCCUUCUCCGGGUAGGUUAGAAAGAGAUAUAGGUACCUCAUCGUCUAGAGAGGCGACAAAAGAGCAGUCUCGGAGAAGACAUAAGGCGAACAAAGGAUUGAUACCUCGCAGAUCUAGUCGAAUCGCGUCGAUGUUGCCCCAACAGUCAUUGCAAGGAUAUUCCAAAUCCAACAGUCAUUCGACAGAAGCGAUAGCAGCGGAAUCUGGCAUGGAGUGUCGCCAACCGGGAUGUGAGGAGCAAAUAAAUACGAAUGCCACCUUUGGGGCAUGUCGAUUACAUCAUGAUCAAUUAUCAACAUGGGAUUUCUUGUAUUGCGAAGCAGAGAAACGAAAUUUUCAUCACCCAGCGGCCCACUUCCCAAAUGGGCAAUGUAUAAACAAGAAAGAUAAUCCUGAUAGUCGCUGGUGUGAUUAUCACUCAAAAACGAAUUAUCAUUCGAGACCCGUGUUCCUCAAAUCACUGGAUGGCAAAGCUGGGAAGUGGUUUGUGGGUCGUAACGAGGGCAUUGCUGAUCUACCUCCUGGGUAUGGUACAUCGAUGGCGCAAAGUUCUUUCGAUCAUCGCUCGUCACUGGAUUCCGAUUCCUAA
This is a messenger RNA of Botrytis porri, 1134 nucleotides long. RefSeq lists its product as uncharacterized. Lineage: Eukaryota; Fungi; Ascomycota; Leotiomycetes; Helotiales; Sclerotiniaceae. The transcript is spliced from 2 exons. The record is from RefSeq and is a predicted model, not a curated record. Bases 1 to 1134 code for a protein of 377 amino acids.